AUAAGCUUAUCAUAAUCUUAGUUGUAUUAGAAGUUUAUCUAUUAUACUAAUAGAAAAGGAAAUUUACUCUACUAUAUAUAUAUAUAUAUAUAUAUAUACAUGUCUAGAUGUGGCAUUGAUAUAACGAUUAGAGAAGUUUAGUUUUGAGCAUAGUUUCUAAAACAUUCAAUAAAAGAGAGCAAGUUCUUUACGAUAUUCAAGCUACUUUAUACGAGAUGUCCGAUCUUCCAAGGGAGAUGGAGGAGGAGGUGCUCUCUAGGCUUCCGGUGACGUCUCUUAUAGACUUGCGAUCAACCUGCAAAACUUGGAACACUUUAACGAAACGCGAGAGCUUUUUAAAUAGACACGUCUUUGAAGAAGAAGAAGCAGCACCAGCAAAGAAGAAGAAGCGGAGGAAGGUGGUGAUGAUGCAGGAGCAUAGAGUUUACUUGAUGAACGUCGAUCUCCUCUAUCCAUCUAUAGAGCGUAUAGGUAAUCUCGACGCAGAUGGAAUCGACAUAUCUAAUAUCUUUCACUGCGACGGUUUAUUCUUAUGCACCACCAAAGACACCAGGCUCGUUGUCUGGAACCCUUAUCUGGGACAGACAAGGUGGAUCGAACCCAGAACUUCUUACCACAGAUGGGACAGGUAUGCUCUCGGACACGAGAAGAAGAAAAGGCACAAAGUCUUGAGAUUUGUGAAUAACUACGACCCGAGUGUGAAGCACAGAGUUUGCGAGUUUGAGAUCUUCAGUUUAGACUCUAAUUCAUGGAGGGUCAUUGAUGAUGAUUUGACUCCGGACUGGACUGUUUCUUUUCUUCACCGUGGUUUGUCUCUGAAGGGCAACACUUACUGGUACGCUCAAGAGAAGCUCGAUUUAAACGGUCCACCAGAGAUUAAAGAGCUCCCUGAUUUCCUCCUCUGUUUUGAUUUUACAACGGAGAGGUUUGGUCCGCGUCUUCCUCUGCCUUUCAACGCUUUCUUCGGAGACAUUGUGACUCUUUCUAGUGUUGGAGAAGAGCAGCUUGCGUUGCUAUUGCAGAGAUGCACGUCACCUGCAUUCACUGUCAAUAUAUGGAUUACUAGUAAGAUUGAGCCCAAUGCAUGCUCGUGGAGAAACGUGUUCUUAUCUGUUGAUAUGAAACCACUCAUUGGUACUUUGUUUUCGGUGUUCGGUGGGAGUUUCUUCGUUGACGAGGAGAAGAAAGUGGCUGUGGUUCUUGAUAAAGACCGUGGUAAAUCUUGUCCCCCCACACGCAACAUUGCUUGCAUCAUUGGAAACAAUGGAUACUUUAAACAAGUGGAUCUUGGUGAAUCUAUAGGCAAAUGGUGUUACUCAAUUGUGUGCCCGUAUGUUCCAAGCUCAUUGCAAAUCACUAGGCAACUAGAGGAACACACACCCUAAUCCAUUAAAUU
Messenger RNA from Brassica rapa (field mustard), 1396 nucleotides. Its product is annotated as F-box/kelch-repeat protein At3g16740. Lineage: Eukaryota; Viridiplantae; Streptophyta; Magnoliopsida; Brassicales; Brassicaceae. The record is from RefSeq and is a predicted model, not a curated record. Gene Ontology annotation, molecular function: protein binding.